GGUGCGCUUAUAGUACGUUCGGCGAUGUUGCGCUCAUCGGAUACGCGUUUUAUGCAGUGCGGUGUGUGUGUGUGUUAGUUGUUCGUUCAUUCGGCGGCACCGUGUACACAACAAUAAUAAUAAUAACAAUAUAGAAACCGAUAAAAAAAUUAAAAAAAAAAAACCACCCAGCGCGUGCUGGGCCGUCGCCGCCGUUACUGAAAAUCAAUUUUUUUUCGCUCCUUAAGACAUUUUUUUUUUUUGGUUAUUUUUCCUCAAACCUUAAUAAUAUCAUAUUUGGACGACCGGUAAAAAAAAAAUGCUCCGUCCCCGUCCGUGAUCCCACGUGACGAAACGCCGAGAGAUCCGAAGGAUUACCCCUCCCCAAAAGACAACAACCAUGGCCGUUGCAAAGGUCUCGUUGUGGCUGCUGUCAGCCGUGGUUGCGGCGGUGGUAGCCCAGUCGAACUACGACCAAAUCGAAAACAGCAUCGAGUUUCCCAAUCCCGACAGGGGUUUGCCCGAGUCCACCGUGCUCGACGGCAAGGUGACCAAACUGGACGAACUGUCUCCGGUUAUAUUCUUGAACAGGACCAAGGCGGCUCUCAAUUGCGCUGCCGGUUACAUGCAGAUUGAACUCAAGUUCGAAGAACCUUUCUACGGUAGGGCGUACGCGGAUUUCGACCGGAGCAGUGCGUGCACGGUGACCGGAAAGGGUAACAGCACGGCCAGGAUCGAUUUACCGUUGAAAGGAUGCGGUACAAAACAGGAUCCGCAAAGAGUAUUCACCAACAACAUUGUGGUCAGGUUCCAUCCUUUCCUGGAAAUGGACGGAGACGAAGUGGUGACUAUAGUGUGCAGAUAUCCACCACCCAUCGCCCCGCCGCCAGCCGGUAUACCCAACAAGAUUGUCGAUUUGCCGUCAACGCCACUCGAGCAGCCUUUAAAAGGAUUCCAGAUCCUGUUGAUCAUCUGCGGCAUACUGUUUUUGUCGUUGGUCCUCCUGGGACUGGGCUGUUCGUACUACUGUUUGCGCAACCAACGCGUCCAGGUAGUCCGAAGACAUCCACUGUCGUCGGUCGGAUCGGACAAGCUCUCCGACUCCAGUCUUUCCAUGUUCGACGGACUCAAGAUACCCCGCGCUCGUGCACCCACUCUGGACAGCUCGUCCGGUUCGGAGAUGGCGUUGGUCAGCGCCGGAGACACGUUGCCCAGCGACUACCCUUCGGAGUCGCCCAGUUCCGGUCAAUCCGAAGCGGAAGACGUCGACGGCCGAAGCUUAAGACUCAGUUCCGGCGGAUCUUACGAGAACCGAGCGUUCCAACAACAGGAAUACUACUCGGAGAGGUAUCAACACGAGCUGCUGCCGCCGCCGCCGCCACCGGUACAGCCCAAGUUCGACGUUCAACUCAGGGUGAAGCGAGCGCCCCCACCGACGCCCAGCCCCACUCCGCCGCCUUCCGAGUCCGAGGUCAGCAUUGCCGCGCUCGAACGUAACCUGACCACCAUCUUGGAGAAGGACGAGACCACCAUGAGCGUUGUCGACGAACAGUACAAGUACGGUGCGCCGCCAAAGGUCGUCACUCCGCCGGUGUAUUCGACGGUGGUGCGCAAGGACAGGGACGAAUCGGAAUGGUACAGGACCGAGGAGACGGUGGCCGUCGAGAAGCGGAAAUCGCCACCACCGCCGCCGCCGCCAGCCGUCACCCAUCACGCCACCACAUCCAAGUACAUGAGCGAAAUGCAAGUGGACAUAGUGGAACCUCCGGUGGUGCCGACCAAGAGGCCGGAAAUCACGUCGCACACGGUCGACGACGUUUUCUUGAAGACGAUCACCGAGAAGAAGACCAUCGAGGACGUGGAGCGGCACAGGAGGGAGGUGGUCGAGUACAAGCCAAAACCGUUGCCGCCCCCAGGCAAUUGGGACGUGACCAUCAAGAACUACCCGAACCCCGACGCCCAGUAUCCGCAGUCCGGCGAGGACACGGCUACCGACUGGGACAGCUACUCGGAAGCGUCUUCCGUGGCCGGUUACCCGGCCGCCGGCAUAGACCGGCAGUCCAGGAUCCAGUCGUACAUGGCGUCCACGGCGGAGGAGCAGCGCCGUCAGAGCAUGUAUUUGAGCUCGGUGGAAGUGCCGGUGCCCAAGCCGGACAACUGGGAAUCGUUGGUCAGGGUGUUGGAACCGGAACCGGCCGAGCCCAACGCCAGGUACCGGGUAGAGCAGACGUUGACGUUGGAGGACAAGCGCAAGUGGAGGCAGAUAAUCACCACGGAAUCGACGCUGAGGACGCUGAUCACGGAGGCCACGGUCCGGGAGGACUACGAGCGCAUCCGGAGUGACCCGAGAUACGAACGGAUAUUUGAACCGGAAAAGUGGGACGUCAUCAUCCGCGUGUUGGCGCCACCUCAGCACUACGACCAAAAGACUUCCGGUUCGUCCAGCAGGUACGUGAAGAAGAAAAUCGAAUUCGAAGGCGCCCGGACAAGAAGGAACUCGCUGCCCACCCUAUACGAGUACGAUUCGGAUGACGGAUCUAGCGUCCGGACGUUGACGUUGGCCGACGAACCCGGUCACUUUGGCCCGGCCAGAUCGAGGAAAACGUCCAGAUCCAGUUUUAAAUCCGACAUGGACGUCAGAUCCAUGAGCGAGAUGACCGUGGACUUCAGACGACCCGACGUGCCGGACAACUACAGCGACGUCAGCUCGGUGUACAACUACAACCCGAGGCGCGGAUCCGGUUACUACAACGACGACGACGCCGGCAGCCUGGUCCGGUCGCUCAGCCAACCCUCGCUGGCCAGGUCCGCGUCCGAGUUCACCGAGAACUGGGGAGUCCGGGUCCGGUCCUACGACGACGACCUCAGCAGCCCCGACCAAACGCCCAGGUCUUCCUUCAGGCAACCGCCGGGCCAACGUCUUAGCCACGCCACCGCCGCCGCCGCCUCCUCGUCUUCGGACCGCCGUCAACAUCAGCAAUUCUCCACGUUUAGCAGCAGCAGCAGCAGCCGGCAAGCGUACGGCUCCGGCACGGCACCGGCCGGGUCCAGCAGACCGGGCGGUAAUAAUUGGUAUCCAGACUCGGACGACAACGAACCUACAUACAAAUAACCGCCCCCUCUCCCGCUAAGUGUCAUCAUCGUCAACGCCGUACACAGCCGCCUUCCCUCGCCCUUUGCCAAUAUUAUAUUCAUUAUCAUUAUUAUUAUUAUUAUUAUUAUUAAAGGGUCCGGUAUAAGAAAACCGGCCAUCUCCCCAUUUUUGUUUAUCAGCAAUUGUUUUUUUCUUGGAAAAACGAUGUUCAUUUUCGUGCAUCGAACAGUUAAACCGGACAAUUGCCAACAAAGAUAUUAAAAAAAACGCAUUCCCCCCUCCCCCCCCCGCCAAUGCUGGUAAAUGGGACGAUGUACGUUUUUCUUGCGCCGGACCCUUGUUAUUGUUUUAUACAAAAUUUGGUAUAAAACAAUUAUAUUGUUUUUGUGUAAUUUUUGCGUUUGCUUGCUAUAUGAUAAGCAAUCGAGCUGGUCAGGUGCAAUAUAGACUUGUUAUUAUAAAUAUUCCGUUUCGUCCGACAGAGAUACGACCGACCGGGAGUAGCUCAUUAAUUUUUAGAUUUUAACAUUAAUAAUAAUAAUAUAACUUAUGUAUUCGUAUAUAUUUAUAUAUUUUUUUAUAAUUAAUAACUAUACUAAUUUGUUUUCUAACUAUAAUAUGUUUGAACGUGUCUGUUUACUAUCGAGCUACCCGAUAACAUUUUUUUUUUUUUGAAGGUCUUAACCUUUUUGUCAUUGCAAAUCGGGUAUGGCGAUAAUUGUAAUAUUUUUUUUUGUAAGUGCCAAACUAAUCAGUAUUAAUUAAUAUUAAGCUAAGGUCGUUUGUUUUUGACGCGUACUCGUUACAGAUAUUGAUUAUAAUAUUUUACACUUGUUCAUAAUAGUCGUUAGAUAAUGUAAGAAUGUUAAUUUUUAUUAUUACUUUAUUUUUUUAGCUAAUUUUUCACUUGUUUUUUUUUAUACAAAAUUAUAAUAUUAAAUUUGUGCGUUCCUAGAAAACAUAAAAAAAAAAAAUCUAAAACGAAAAUCAAUUCCAAAACACUGUGAUAUACUAUAUUAUAAUAUGCGACCUUAUAUUUAAUUUAUUGAAAUUCUUUGUUUUUUUUUUUGGGCGACAAUAUACCUUAGACGUUUUUGGUAUUUCCAAGUCAAUAUAAUAAUAUCGACUGUAAAUUCUAUACUUUAUUCUUCUUGUGUUAAGAUUUGUUCUACUUAAUUGCGUCAGUGACGAGUACCUGUUGAAACAAUAUUAUAAUUUUAAUUCUGUUAGGAAAAAUGAAAAUAUUUAGUAAAUAAUAUUAUUUAUCAAUAAUAAUACAUUAUUAAUCGUUUAUACUAAGCGUUUAAACUGUCUCGGAAAUAGUUUGUCCAAUAAAAAUUUUCACUGGUCACUUGUACGCGUUUGUAUUAUAAGUGAAAACUGGAAAUUUUCAUUGAGUUGGUACGGUCGACAGACUAUAUUAAUAAUAUUAUAAUAAAUAAUGUUUAGCCUAAGUACCUACUAAUAUUAACGUCGGGUCGGAUUGGAAAUAAAUCAAAAACUAUAAUAUAUUAUUGUUAUUAUGAUAAUUAAAAGGCAUUACCUCUGCAAUUAAUGUGUCCUAACGAUUUGAUUAUUAUAUAAUAUUAUAAUAUUGGUGGAAUAUUAAUAUUAUUUGUAAUUUUGUACAUAUUAUAUUAUUGUAACUGAACAGAAAUAACA
Messenger RNA from Adelges cooleyi (spruce gall adelgid), 4735 nucleotides. RefSeq lists its product as uncharacterized. The transcript is spliced from 6 exons. The record is from RefSeq and is a predicted model, not a curated record. The coding region runs from base 380 to 3091 and encodes 903 amino acids. Lineage: Eukaryota; Metazoa; Arthropoda; Insecta; Hemiptera; Adelgidae.